Etheostoma spectabile (orangethroat darter) is the source of this 18259-nucleotide messenger RNA. It is a transcript of the gene ryr2a, whose product is annotated as ryanodine receptor 2a (cardiac). The transcript is spliced from 114 exons. Lineage: Eukaryota; Metazoa; Chordata; Actinopteri; Perciformes; Percidae. Gene Ontology annotation, biological process: striated muscle contraction; release of sequestered calcium ion into cytosol by sarcoplasmic reticulum; intracellular calcium ion homeostasis. Gene Ontology annotation, cellular component: calcium channel complex; smooth endoplasmic reticulum; sarcolemma. Gene Ontology annotation, molecular function: ryanodine-sensitive calcium-release channel activity; protein binding; calcium ion binding. The record is from RefSeq and is a predicted model, not a curated record. The coding region runs from base 90 to 14798 and encodes 4902 amino acids.
CUCAAACACGCAUACACCAGCACACGCGCGCACACAGCCCGUGCUCCACACGCAGAUACAGCACCAGCAUCUCCGUGUGAAAGCUAACCAUGGCUGAAGGAGGAGAAGGCGAGGAUGAAAUCCAGUUCCUGCGAACUGACGAUGAGGUGGUCCUACAGUGCUCAGCCACAAUCCAUAAGGAACAACAGAAACUCUGUCUGGCUGCUGAAGGUUUUGGAAACAGACUGUGCUUCCUUGAAUCCAUCUCCAACUCCAAGAAUGUGCCUCCGGAUCUUUCCAUCUGCACCUUUGUGUUGGAGCAGUCGUUGUCAGUACGAGCCCUUCAGGAGAUGCUGGCCAACACCGAGGAGAAGGCUGAGGGGACGGCCCAGGGAGGCGGCCAUCGCACCUUACUGUACGGACACGCUGUCCUGCUGCGACACUCCUACAGUGGAAUGUACCUGUGCUGUCUGUCCACCUCCCGCUCAUCCACAGACAAACUGGCUUUUGAUGUUGGACUGCAGGAAGAUACCACAGGCGAGGCAUGUUGGUGGACCAUCCAUCCAGCAUCAAAGCAGCGGUCAGAGGGGGAGAAAGUUCGAGUCGGAGAUGAUCUCAUCCUGGUCAGCGUCUCGUCAGAAAGAUAUCUGCAUCUGUCCUACGGUAAUGGCAGUCUCCAUGUAGAUGCAGCCUUCCAGCAGACACUAUGGAGUGUGGCUCCCAUCUGUUCUGGCAGUGAAGUAGCACAAGGUUUCCUGAUAGGAGGGGACGUCCUGCGCCUACUCCACGGUCACAUGGACGAAUGUUUAACUGUUCCAUCUGGGGAGCAUGGGGACGAACAGAGGAGGACAGUGCACUAUGAGGGAGGAGCAGUGUCCAGUCAUGCCAGGUCUCUGUGGAGGCUGGAGACGCUGCGGGUUGUAUGGAGUGGGAGUCAUAUCCGCUGGGGUCAGCCGUUCAGACUGAGACAUGUCACCACUGGGAAGUAUUUGAGUCUGAUUGAAGACAAAUCUCUUCUGCUGAUAGACAAAGAGCAAGCUGAUGUCAAGUCUACAGCCUUCUGCUUCAGGUCAUCCAAGGAAAAGUUGGACCCUGGUGUGAAGAAGGAGGUGGAUGGGAUGGGUGUUCCUGACAUCAAGUAUGGCGACUCUGUGUGUUACAUCCAACAUGUUGACACAUGCCUCUGGCUCACAUACCAGACUGUUGAUGCCAAGUGUGCACGCAUGGGUGGAGUACAGAGAACGGCCAUCAUGCACCAUGAGGGUCACAUGGACGACGGGCUGACCCUGUCUCGGUCACAACAUGAGGAGAGUCGCACUGCCAGAGUCAUCCGCAGUACUGUGUUUUUGUUCAACCUCUUCAUCAGGGGUUUGGACACACUAAGGAAAAAGGGAAAGAGCUCCACUCUUGAUCUACCAAUAGAUUCGGUCAGUCUGAGUCUGCAGGAUCUCAUUGGCUACUUUCAACCACCCGGAGAUCACCUAGAGCAUGAAGACAAGCAGAACCGCCUGAGAGCUCUGAAGAAUCGGCAGAACCUCUUUCAGGAAGAGGGAAUGAUCAACCUGGUAUUGGAAUGUAUUGAUCGUCUUCACGUCUACAGCAGUGCAGCUCAUUUUGCUGAGGCAGUAGGAAGGGAGGCAGGAAAGGCCUGGAGCUCCAUCCUCAACUCCCUCUACCAACUACUGGCUGCACUGAUCAGAGGAAACAGGAAGAACUGUGCUCAGUUUUCUGGUUCGUUGGACUGGCUGAUUAGCAGACUGGAGCGACUGGAGGCCUCAUCUGGUAUACUGGAGGUGCUUCACUGUGUUCUGGUGGAGAGCCCUGAGGCACUCAACAUAAUCAAAGAGGGACACAUUAAAUCCAUUAUAUCUUUGCUGGACAAGCAUGGACGUAACUACAAGGUUCUAGAUGUGUUGUGUUCACUAUGUGUGUGUCACGGCGUGGCAGUGCGCUCCAACCAGCACCUGAUCUGUGACAACCUGCUGCCAGGAAGAGAUCUGUUACUGCAGACCCGCCUGAUCAACCACGUAAGCAGUAUGCGUCCCAACAUCUUUCUGGGCGUCAGUGACGGCUCUGCUCAGUACAGGAAGUGGUACUACGAGAUGAUCGUGGAUCAGGCGCUGCCGUUUGUCACAGCAGAGGCUUCUCACCUCAGGGUGGGCUGGGCCAACACCAAUGGCUACGCACCCUACCCCAGCGGGGGCGAGGGGUGGGGGGGCAAUGGGGUGGGUGAUGACCUCUACUCCUAUGGCUUUGAUGGGCUCCAUCUCUGGUCAGGCUGCAUUGCACGGACCGUUAGCUCACCCAAUCAGCAUCUUCUGAGAGCGGAGGAUGUGGUGAGCUGCUGCCUGGACCUCAGCGUGCCCAGUAUCUCCUUCAGGAUCAAUGGCCAGCCGGUUCAAGGCAUGUUUGAGAACUUCAACUCUGACGGCCUCUUCUUUCCUGUGGCCAGCUUCUCUGCAGGAGUCAAGGUGCGUUUCCUCCUCGGGGGCCGUCAUGGGGAGUUUAAGUUCCUCCCUCCUCCAGGUUACGCCCCUUGCUAUGAGGCAGUGUUGCCCAGGGAAAAGCUGAAGCUGGAAGCCAGUCAGGACCAGACUGCAGCCAGAGACCUGCUGGGACCCACCAUCACCUUGAGCCAGGCAGCAUUCACCCCCACCCCUGUGGACACCAGCCAGAUUGUGCUGCCACCUCACUUGGAGAGGAUCAGGGAGAAGCUUGCAGAAAACAUCCAUGAACUGUGGGUGAUGAACAAGAUAGAACUGGGCUGGACCUACGGUGCAGUGCGAGAUGAUAACAAGCGGCAACACCCCUGUCUGGUGGAGUUCUCCAAGCUUCCUGAACAAGAAAGAAGCUACAACUUACAGAUGUCUCUGGAGACUCUCAAAACUCUCCUGGCCUUGGGUUGCCAUGUUGGCCUAGCAGAUGAACACGCUGUAGAGAAAGUCAAGAGCCUGAAACUAUCACCAACCUAUGAGUUGUCCGGUGGUUAUAAACCUGCUCCUCUGGACCUGAGUCACAUCAAACUGACCUCCACCCAGGAAGCCAUGGUGGACAAACUGGCUGAGAACGCGCACAAUGUCUGGGCAAGGGAUCGCAUCCGCCAGGGCUGGACCUAUGGCAUCCAACAGGAUGUGAAGAGUCGUAGAAACCCUCGUCUGGUCCCCUACAUUCUGCUCGAUGAGAGAACCAAGAAGUCCAACAAAGACAGUCUGAGAGAGGCCGUGAGGACUCUGCUGGGAUAUGGAUACAACCUGGAAGCUCCUGACCAGGACCAUGCUCAAUCUGACCCUAGCAACAUAUCUACUGAGAGGUUCCGCAUUUUCAGAGCAGAAAAAACCUACUGUGUUAACGCAGGGAAGUGGUACUUUGAGCUGGAGGUAUUGACUGCAGGAGAAAUGAGGGUGGGCUGGGCCAGGCCAGGAUGCCUCCCAGACCAGGAGCUGGGAUCAGAUGACCAGGCUUUUGUCUUUGAUGGCUUCAAGGUCCAGCGUUGGCACCAGGGUAAUGAGCACUUUGGGCGUGCCUGGCAGACAGGGGACGUGGUGGGCUGCAUGGUGGAUCUCAACGAACAAACCAUGAUGUUCACACUUAAUGGAGAAGUGCUGCUGGAUGACUCGGGAUCUGAGCUGGCAUUUAAGGACUUUGAAGUUGGUGAAGGUUUUAUCCCAGUGUCCAGUCUGGGUGUGUGUCAGGUGGGGAAAAUGAACUACGGUAAGGACGUCAGCACUCUGAAGUACUUCACCAUCUGCGGCCUGCAGGAAGGCUACGAACCGUUUGCUGUCAACAUGAACCGGGACGUCACCAUGUGGCUCAGCAAGAGGCUGCCUCAGUUUGUUCCUGUCCCCCCCAACCACCAGCACAUAGAGGUGACGAGGAUAGAUGGGACAGUGGAGUCCUGUCCUUGCCUAAAGGUCACUCAGAGGUCCUUUGGCUCCCAGAACAGUUACACCGACAUUACCUUUUACAGACUGAGCAUGCCCAUAGAGUGUGCACAGUCCUUUUCCAGAUCCACACCUAACGACAGCCUCUUCUCAUCAAAGAGGGAGCUGGAGGACUUUGAAACUGUGUCAGACUUUGAGGUCCUGAUGAAGUCUUCUCACGGUCCCAAUGGUCCCAAUGGACCGGAGAGAGACGAAUUCAACAACCACAAAGAUCAUAACCAGGAGAAGCCCUCCAAACUCAAGCAACGGUUCAUGUUGAAGAGAAACAAGCCAGACAACAGCUGUCAAUCAUCCGCUCGUCUGUCAGAGGAGGUGAUGGCUGAUGACAGAGAUGAAUAUGAAUUCCUCAUGCAAGCCUCUACUCACUACUACUCUGUGCGGAUCUUCCCCGGUCAGGAGCCCAGCAGUGUUUGGGUGGGCUGGGUGACCUCCGACUUCCAUCAGUACGACCCAGGAUUCGACCUGCACAACGUCCAAACUGUCACAGUUACCCUCGGAGAUGAGAAGGGCAAAGUUCAUGAAAGUAUUAAGCGCAGUAACUGUUACAUGGUGUGGGCUGGAGAGAGCAGCAGUCCUGGUCAGGGGAGGAACAACAAUGGCUUAGAGAUUGGCUGUCUGGUCGACACAACAAACGGAUUGUUGACAUUUACAGCAAAUGGCAAAGAACUCAGCACAUAUUACCAGGUGGAGCCCAGUACCAAGCUGUUCCCAGCAGUCUUUGCCAAGGCCACCAGCCCCAAUGUCUUUCAGUUUGAACUGGGGCGUAUUAAGAAUGUGAUGCCUCUGUCAGCUGGCCUGUUUAAGAGUGAGAGGAAGAACCCAAUACCUCAGUGUCCUCCACGGCUGCAUGUCCAAUUUCUCACUCCUGUAUUAUGGAGUCGUGUUCCCAACCACUUCCUCGAGGUGUCGGCAUCCAGAGUGAAUGACAGACACGGCUGGCUGGUCCAGUGUAACCAACCUCUGCAGUUCAUGACCCUGCACAUACCUGAGGAGAACAAGUCGGUGGAUAUCCUGGAGCUGUCAGAGCAAAGGGACUUAUUGAAGUUUCACUACCAUACCCUCCGACUGUAUUCAGCAAUCUGUGCUCUAGGAAACAACCGGGUGGCACAUGCCCUCUGCUCACACGUAGAUGAGGCACAGCUCCUGCAGGCUAUAGAGAAUAAGUACAUGCCAGGUUUGCUUCGUACAGGCUACUACAACCUCCUCAUUGAUAUCCACCUGAGCAGCUACACCACGGCUCGCCUCAUGAUGAACAACGAGUACAUUGUUCCCAUGACAGACGAAACCAAGAGCAUCACUCUGUUUCCAGAUGAGAAGAAAAAACAUGGCCUGCCAGGCAUCGGCCUCAGCACCUCCCUGAGACCCAGAAUGCACUUCUCAUCCCCGAGUUUUGUCUGUGGGACUGGCCCAUUGUCUCGUAACAACGGAUCAGGAGACUGUUUCCAGUACAGCCCUGAAUUUCCCUUAGAUGUCCUGAAAAUGAAAACCAUCGAGAUGCUAACAGAGGCGGUGCGGGAGGGAAGCAUGCACGUACGGGAUCCAAUAGGAGGCAGCACUGAGUUUCUUUUUGUCCCCCUCAUCAAGCUGUUCUACACCCUGCUCAUUAUGGGAGUGUUCCAAAGUGGAGAUCUGAAGAACAUCCUCAGACUGAUUGAGCCGUCUGUGUUCUCUGAAAGACGGGAAGGGCAGGUGGACACGCACACGGAGCUGGAGGUGGUGAAGGAAGGCAAAGCUGAUGGAGGGAGGAACAUGCCUAAAGAAGGACUGUUACAGAUGAAGCUACCCGAGCCUGUAAAACUUCAGAUGUGCCAUGUGCUGCAGUACCUGUGCGACUGCCAGGUGCGUCAUCGCAUCGAGGCGGUGGUUGCCUUCUCUGAUGACUUUGUAGCCUGUCUCCAAGACAACCAGCGGUUCCGCUACAAUGAGGUGAUGCUGGCACUCAACAUGUCUGCAGCCCUCACUGCCAAGAAGACAAAAGAGUUCAGAUCUCCUCCACAAGAACAGAUCAACAUGCUGCUAAACUUUAAGGAUGAGAAGCAGGAGUGUCCCUGUCCUGAAUACAUCCGAGAACAGCUGCUCGACUUCCACGAGGACCUGAUGAGACACUGUGGUAUAGAGUUGGACGAGGAUGGAGGGAUAGAUGGGGACAGUGACUUCACCAUCCGAGGUCGACUCUUGUCAUUGGUGGAGAAAGUGGCUCACCUGAAGAACAAGAUGGCCAACCGGCCAAAGGAGAAAAAAGAAAGGAAACCCAAUACGUUACAGCAAUUGAUUUCAGAUACGAUGGUCCGCUGGGCUCAGGAGUCAGUUAUUGAGGAUCCCGAGCUGGUCAGAGCCAUGUUUGUCCUGCUGCACCGCCAAUAUGAUGGCAUUGGAGGACAGGUGCGGGCCCUUCCUAAGACCUACACUAUAAACUCUGUGUCAAUCGAGGACACUAUCAACCUGCUGGCUGCUCUGGGUCAGAUCAGAUCCCUGCUGAGUGUCCGAAUGGGAAGAGAGGAGGAGAAACUGAUGAUCCGAGGCCUGGGUGAUAUCAUGAACAACAAGGUGUUCUACCAACAUCCUAAUUUGAUGAGAGCUCUGGGGAUGCACGAGACUGUCAUGGAGGUCAUGGUCAACGUACUCAGUGGAGGAGACUCUAAGGAAAUCACCUUUCCUAAAAUGGUGGCCAACUGCUGUCGUUUUCUCUGUUACUUCUGUCGAAUCAGCCGUCAGAACCAGAAAGCCAUGUUUGACCAUCUCAGCUACCUGCUGGAGAACAGCAGUGUUGGCCUAGCCUCUCCUUCCAUGCGAGGUUCUACUCCCCUGGAUGUUGCUGCAGCAUCGGUCAUGGAUAAUAAUGAAUUGGCCCUAGCUUUAAGAGAGCCAGACCUGGAGAAGGUGGUGCAGUACCUGGCUGGCUGUGGGCUGCAGAGCUGUGUGAUGCUGGUGCGUAAUGGAUACCCCGACAUUGGCUGGAACCCGGUGGAGGGUGAACGCUACCUCGACUUCCUGCGCUUUGCUGUCUUCUGUAACGGUGAAAGCGUGGAGGAGAACGCCAAUGUUGUGGUGAGGCUUCUGAUUCGCCGACCAGAAUGUUUUGGCCCCGCCCUUCGGGGUGAAGGUGGUGAUGGGUUGUUGGCAGCGAUGGAGGAAGCCAUUAAGAUCUCUCAGGAUCUCUCCAGGGAUGGUCCCUCUCCGACAUCUGAGAGCAGCAAGACACUUAGUGACAUGCUUGAGGAAGAGGAAGAUGAUACCAUCCACAUGGGGAAUGCCAUCAUGACCUUCUAUGCUGCUCUCAUUGACCUGCUAGGCCGCUGUGCUCCAGAGAUGCAUUUAAUCCAUGCUGGCAAAGGUGAAGCGAUCCGUAUCAGAGCCAUUCUGAGGUCUCUGAUUCCUAUUGAAGACCUGGUGGGUGUCAUCAGCAUUCCUUUCUCCAUGCCCAACGUGGCUAAAGAUGGAUCAGUGGUGGAGCCAGACAUGUCCGCAGGUUUUUGUCCGGACCAUAAAGCAGCCAUGGUCCUCUUCCUGGACAGAGUCUAUGGUAUAGAAGACCAGAAUUUCCUGCUACACCUGCUGGAAGUCGGUUUCUUACCAGACCUGAGAGCUGCUGCCUCUCUGGACACCGUUGCCCUUAGUGCCACAGACAUGGCACUCGCCCUCAACAGGUAUCUGUGUACAGCCGUGUUGCCUCUCCUGACUAAAUGUGCUCCACUGUUUGCGGGGACGGAGCCGUUCGCCUCACUGAUCGACUCCCUCCUCCACACGGUUUAUCGCCUGUCCAAAGGCUGCUGCCUCACCAAGGCCCAGAGGGACGCCAUAGAGGAGUGUCUGCUCGCUGUUUGUGGUAAGCUGAGGCCUUCAAUGAUGCAGCAUCUGCUGAGGAGGCUUGUGUUUGACGUUCCUCUGCUUAAUGAACACACCAAGAUGCCUCUGAAGCUGUUGACCAAUCACUAUGAGCGAUGCUGGAAGUAUUACUGCCUGGCUGGAGGCUGGGGCAACUUUGGAGCUGCAUCAGAUGAAGAGCUGCACCUCUCCAGGAAACUGUUCUGGGGAAUAUUUGAUGCCCUCUCACGCAAGCGGUAUGACCAGGAGCUGUUCAAGCUGGCGUUACCAUGUCUCAGUGCUGUGGCUGGAGCUCUUCCUCCAGACUACAUGGAGUCCAACUACAUGGCCAUGAUGGAGAAACAGUCGUCCAUGGACUCAGAGGGAAACUUCACUCCGCAGCCUGCAGACACUACCAAUGUGACUGUCCCAGAGAAACUUGACUAUUUCAUAACCAGAUAUGCAGAGCACAGCCAUGAGAAGUGGUGUAUAGAAAAGUUUUCCAAUGGCUGGUCAUAUGGGGAACAGAUUUGUGAAAUCUCCAAGAGCCACCCUUUACUGAAGCCAUACAAAGGCAUCUCCGAGAAGGAUAAGGAGGCGUACUGCUGGCCAGUCAAAGAGUCUCUGAAGACCAUGCUGUCGUGGGGCUGGAGCAUUGACAGGAUCAGAGAGGGUGACCCUGCCAGCCUCCAUAACAAGUCCAGGAGGAUAUCACAGGCCAGCCAGCAGUCUUUUGAAGGAGCUCCAGCUUUCAGCCCCAGACCCAUUGAUAUGAGCAACGUUACCCUGUCCAGAGACAUGCAGUCUAUGGCAGAGCUACUUGCAGAGAAUUAUCAUAAUACCUGGGCCAGGAAAAAGAAAAUGGAGCUAGAAGCCAAAGGUGGAGGAAACCAUCCUCUGCUGGUUCCCUACGAUACACUGACUGCCAAAGAGAAAUCCAAAGACAGAGAAAAAGCACAAGACAUCCUCAAGUUCCUCCAGAUCAAUGGUUACACUGUGUCCAGAGGUGUGCAGUCGCAGGAGCUGGACACUCCAGCUAUAGAAAAACGAUUCGCCUACACCUUCCUCCAGCAGCUCAUCACAUACGUAGACCAGGCACACCAACACAUGAUGGAGUUUGAUCUUGGAACAAGACCGAUGGGGGAGAAGAUUCCUCAUGAACAGCAGAUUAAGUUCUUUGGAAAGGUCGUCUUGCCGUUGGUGGAUCAGUACUUUAAAAACCACAGGCUAUACUUCCUGUCCACAGCCAUCCAUCCAAUCAGCAGCGGAGGCCACGCCUCCAACAAGGAGAAAGAGAUGGUGACAAGUCUUUUCUGCAAACUGGGAGUUCUUGUCAGACAUAGGAUAUCCUUAUUUGGUAACAAUGCCACAUCCAUAGUCAACUGUCUGCAAAUACUGGGACAAAGCCUGGAUGCCAGGACAGUGAUGAAGACUGGUCUGGAGUCAGUGAAGGCAGCACUGCGGCUGUACUUCGACAGUGCAGCAGAGGACCUGGAGAAGACGCAGGAGAACCUGAAGCUCGGCCAGUUCACCCACAGCAGAGAGCAGCCACGAGGUGUCACGCAGAUCAUCAACUACACCACCUUCGCCCUGCUGCCCGUCCUCUCCUCCUUGUUUGAACACAUCGGACAGAACAUUUUUGGAGAAGACCUCAUAUUGGAUGAUGUCCAGGUUUCCUGCUACAGAAUCCUCAACAGCCUCUACUGUCUGGGAACUAACAAAAGUAUCUACGUAGAGAGACAGCGUCCAGCAUUAGGACAGUGUUUAGCUGCCUUCUCAGCAGCCUUUCCUGUUGCCUUUCUUGAGCCUCACAUCAACAAGUUCAACAGCUUCUCCAUCUACAACAGCAAAGGAGCUAAAGACAGAGCGGCUCUAGGUCUUCCAGGGCAGGUGGGGGAAGCUUGCCCUUCGAUCCCAAACUUAGAGAAGUGUCUGGAGGAGAUCAUGGAAUUGGCAGAGGCUGGCAUGAGAUACACUCAGAUGCCCCAUGUCAUGGAGGUGGUGUUGCCGAUGUUGUGCAGCUACAUGUCUCACUGGUGGGAACACGGCCCAGAGAGCAACCCAGACAAAGCGGACAGCUGCUGCACCUCUGUGACUUCUGAACACAUGAAUAAUCUGCUGGGAAACAUUCUCAAGAUCAUCUACAACAACUUGGGAAUAGAUGAAGGGGCCUGGAUGAAAAGACUAGCUGUCUUCUCUCAGCCAAUCAUCAGCAAGGCCAAACCCCAGCUGCUCAAGACCCACUUCCUGCCUUUGAUGGAGAAACUAAAAAAAAAAGCAGCGGUCGUGCUGAUGGAUGAGGAACACAGCAAGGCAGAGGGGAGGGGUGAGAUGUCAGAGACAGAGCUUCUCAUCAUGGACCAGUUCACCAUACUGGUCAGAGACCUGUAUGCCUUCUACCCUCUCCUCAUACGAUUUGUUGACUACAACAGGGCCAGGUGGCUGAGGGAGUCCAACCCAGCGGCUGAGGAGCUGUUCCGUAUGGUGGCCGAGGUUUUCAUCUUCUGGGCCAAGUCUCAUAACUUCAAGAGAGAAGAGCAGAACUUUGUGGUCCAGAAUGAAAUCAACAACAUGUCCUUCCUCAUCACUGACACUAAGUGUAAGAUGUCAAAGAAAGACACAGAGCAUGAAGUACGAGAGAUCAUCAGGAACAAUCUCCAUUUGCAAGGAAAGCUGGAGGACCCAGCUAUUCGUUGGCAGAUGGCUCUAUACAGAGACCUUCCUAAUCACUAUGAGGACACCUCGGACCCAGAGAAGACUGUGGAGAGAGUCCUGGAGAUUGCUCAUGUCCUCUUCCACCUAGACCAGGUUGAACAUCCUCAGCGCAGUAAGAAGGCGGUGUGGCACAAACUGCUGUCUAAACAGAGGAAGAGAGCAGUGGUUGCAUGCUUCAGGAUGGCACCGCUCUAUAACCUGCCCAGGCACCGGGCGGUCAACUUGUUCCUGCAGGGCUAUGAGAAGACCUGGAUUGAGGCAGAGGAGCACUACUUUGAGGAUAAACUGAUAGAGGACCUUGCAAAACCGGGGGUCCAGGAGCCGUCAGAGGAAGAGGAGGGGCUAAAACACAUUGAUCCUUUGCAUCAGCUCAUUCAGCUGUUCAGCAGAACAGCCCUCACAGAGAAGUGUAAACUGGAUGAGGAUAUCCUCUACAUGGCCUAUGCUGACAUUAUGGCUAAGAGUUGUCAUGAUGAAGAAGAUGAGGAUGGAGAGGAAGUGAAGAGUUUUGAAGAGAAGGAGAUGGAGAAGCAGAAGCUGUUGUAUCAGCAGGCUCGGCUGCAUGACCGAGGAGCUGCGGAGAUGGUGCUACAAACCAUCAGCGCUAGCAAAGGUGAGAUGGGUCCCAUGGUGGCCUCUACUCUAAAGCUGGGCAUAGCUAUUCUCAAUGGAGGAAACUCUACUGUACAGCAGAAAAUGUUGGAUUAUCUGAAAGACAAAAAAGAUGUGGGCUUUUUUCAGAGUCUGGCUGGUCUGAUGCAGUCAUGCAGUGUUUUGGAUCUAAAUGCAUUUGAGAGGCAGAACAAAGCAGAAGGACUGGGAAUGGUGACAGAGGAGGGAUCAGUCAUCACUCAUGAGCGUGGUGAGAAGGUCAUGCAGGAUGAUGAGUUCACCUGUGACCUUUUCCGCUUCCUGCAGCUGCUCUGUGAAGGACACAACUCAGACUUCCAGAACUACCUAAGGACGCAAACAGGAAACAAUACAACCGUCAACAUCAUUAUUUCUACUGUUGACUACCUCCUCAGAGUACAGGAGUCUAUCAGUGAUUUCUAUUGGUAUUAUUCUGGUAAAGAUGUUAUUGACGAGCAGGGCCAGAGGAAUUUCUCCAAGGCAAUCAAUGUGGCCAAGCAGGUUUUCAAUACGCUCACAGAGUACAUCCAGGGUCCGUGUACUGGCAACCAGCAGAGUUUGGCCCAUAGUCGACUGUGGGACGCUGUGGUUGGGUUUCUGCAUGUCUUUGCUCAUAUGCAGAUGAAAUUGUCUCAGGACUCCAGUCAGAUUGAGUUGUUGAAGGAACUGAUGGAUCUUCAGAAAGAUAUGGUGGUCAUGUUACUAUCUAUGCUGGAGGGUAACGUGGUGAAUGGGACCAUUGGGAAGCAGAUGGUGGAUAUGUUGGUGGAGUCCUCCAACAAUGUGGAGAUGAUCCUCAAGUUUUUCGACAUGUUCCUCAAACUGAAAGACCUGACCUCCUCAGAUGCCUUUAAGGAGUAUGACCCUGACGCAAAAGGUGUCAUCUCCAAGAGGGACUUCCAUAAGGCCAUGGAGAGCCAUAAACACUACACCCAGUCUGAGACAGAGUUCCUGCUCUCAUGCGCUGAGACUGAUGAGAAUGAACUCCUGGACUAUGAAGAAUUUGUGGAGCGCUUUCAUGAGCCAGCCAAGGACAUUGGCUUCAAUGUGGCGGUUUUGCUGACCAACCUGUCGGAGCACAUGCCUCAUGACACCCGGCUGCAGACCUUCCUGGAGCUGGCAGAUAGCGUUCUCAACUAUUUCCAACCCUAUCUGGGCCGGAUCGAGAUCAUGGGCAGUGCCAAGCGCAUCGAGAGGGUCUACUUUGAGAUCAGCGAGUCCAGUCGAACACAGUGGGAGAAACCUCAGGUCAAAGAAUCCAAGCGUCAGUUCAUCUUUGAUGUGGUGAAUGAAGGAGGGGAGAAGGAGAAGAUGGAGCUGUUUGUGAAUUUCUGCGAGGACACCAUCUUUGAAAUGCAGCUGGCGGCUCAGAUGUCUGACGCCGGCGAGCGCUCAGCGAUGAAAGAGGAGAGUGAGCAGGAGAAGCCGGGCGAGGAGAACCCCGAGAUGGGCUUCUUCUCUGUCACCACUGUCCGCAUGGCUCUCUUAGCUCUGCAACACAACGUCAUGCUGCUUAUAAAGGUACUGUCCAUGAAGAGUUUGAAGAAGCAGAUGAAGAAAAUAAAAAACAUGACAGUGAAGGACAUGGUGACCACCCUGGUGUCUUUUAACUGGUCGGUGUUGCUGGGCCUCCUUCUCGUAGCGUUCAGCGUUGCCCGAGGAUUUUGCAGAAUCUUCUGCAACGCCUUCAUGGGAGGCAAUCUGGUGGAGGGCGCCAAGACCAUAAAGGUGUCAGAGCUGCUGGCCAACAUGCCUGACCCCACCCAGGACGAGGUGCGGGGUGAAGGGGAGGACAGAGAGAAGAGACCCCCCAAAGAGGACCUGGCUGACCUGGCAGUCAACAUCAGUGAGACCGAGCUGCUGUCAGACAUUUUUGGCCUAGACUUAAGAAGAGAGGGGGGCCAGUACAAGAUCACCCCACAUAACCCCAACGCCAGCCUAACCGAAUUGCUCAACUCGCCGGUUCCUUCCCCGACCCCCCCAACCCCACCCGCAGCAACCCCAGCUGAGCUCAGACGGAGGCAUCAGUCGAAGGGCUCUUCCACAGAGGAGAAGGAAGCAACAGCAGAGGCAGAAUGUGAACCUGAGAAAACAUCCGAAGGUGGCAAUGUAGAGAAACAAGAAAAACAACAGAAGAAUGAGAAGAUCAAACCAAAAGUGAGAAGGCAUCACACCUCAAAGUCUGACGAACCGGAUCUGCAGGAGUCUGCCUUCUUGAAGAAGAUCAUAGCCUACCAGAGGAAGCUACUGAACUACUUUGCCCGGAACUUCUACAACAUGAGGAUGCUGGCGCUCUUUGUGGCAUUUGCAAUCAAUUUCAUCCUCCUAUUCUAUAAGGUUUCUACAUCCUCAUCUGUGAUUGAAGAAAGGGAAGUUGUGUACACCAGCAGCCAGGCACACAGCAGCGUUCAGUGGGAUCCACUGGGAGGAGAAGUCAUGGAGACAAAAGAGGAGGUGAUGGACGAGACUGGGGAGCCCCUGAAGCCCGUCACAGUCCGUUUUGUCCUGGAGGAGAGCAGUGGAUACAUGGAGCCCAUGUUACGGAUCCUGGCUGUCAUGCACACUGUCAUCUCCUUCUUCUGCAUCAUUGGAUACUACUGUCUCAAGGUGCCACUGGUGAUCUUUAAGCGUGAAAAAGAGGUGGCUAGGAAGCUGGAAUUUGAUGGUCUUUAUAUCACAGAACAACCAUCUGAGGAUGACAUCAAAGGACAGUGGGACAGACUGGUAAUCAACACACAAUCUUUCCCCAACAACUACUGGGAUAAGUUUGUGAAGAGGAAGGUGAUGGAUAAAUACGGAGAGUUCUACGGCCAUGACCGCAUCAGUGAGCUGCUGGGAAUGGACAAGGCUGCCCUGGACUUCAGCGACUCUCACAAAAAGAGAAAGCCCAGGAGAGACAGCUCACUGGCGGCUGUGCUGAACUCCAUUGAUGUCAAAUACCAGAUCUGGAAGCUGGGCGUUGUAUUCACAGACAAUUCCUUCCUGUAUCUGGCCUGGUACAUGACCAUGUCCAUCCUAGGUCACUAUAACAACUUCUUCUUUGCUGCCCAUCUCCUCGACAUCGCCAUGGGCUUCAAGACUCUCCGUACCAUCCUGUCCUCAGUCACACACAAUGGAAAGCAGCUGGUGUUAACAGUUGGCCUGUUAGCAGUGGUGGUGUACCUCUACACUGUAGUGGCCUUCAACUUCUUCAGGAAGUUCUACAACAAGAGUGAAGAUGGAGAACUGCCAGACAUGAAGUGUGACGACAUGUUGACCUGCUACAUGUUUCACAUGUAUGUGGGCGUUAGAGCAGGUGGAGGGAUUGGUGACCAGAUUGAGGACCCGGCAGGCGACGAGUAUGAGAUCUACCGCAUCAUAUUUGACAUCACCUUCUUCUUCUUUGUCAUCGUCAUCCUCCUGGCUAUCAUCCAGGGGUUAAUCAUUGAUGCUUUUGGAGAGCUGAGGGACCAGCAGGAACAGGUGAAAGAAGACAUGGAGACCAAAUGUUUCAUCUGUGGAAUAGGUAACGACUACUUUGACACAGUCCCACAUGGCUUUGAAACGCACACGCUACAGGAGCACAACCUAGCCAACUACCUAUUCUUUGUGAUGUAUCUCAUCAACAAAGACGAAACAGAGCACACAGGCCAGGAGUCUUACGUAUGGAAGAUGUACCAGGAGCGUUGCUGGGAGUUUUUCCCGGCUGGUGACUGUUUCCGGAAACAGUACGAGGAUCAGCUCAACUGAUCUGUUCUCGGAGCAACAAACUCUUCCCUUUCAUACUGUAAGCUGUCCAAGGCCCUCUACAGCCAUCUUCCCUUUGCUUAUCCCUCAAAUCUUUCUUACUGCUCUCUGAGGAGUCCCUGUUCUACCGAACCACGGCUUCUACACUCUGCUCCACUUCCCAGUCUAGGAGGAACUACUUCUCCAGCCUCCAGGUCCCGCCCCGAGCCUUUCUCCCAGCUCUUCCUCAUCCAGUCACUCAAUUCGCCAGCACACUUUGUUUGGAAUGCUUCUAACUGACUUUGUACAUAGAAAAUAUCAGAGAAAAUGCUGUACAAUAUUUGACUUGUGCCACGUCAAGGUUUUUUGGCUCAGAUGAUGACUUCUUUGCUUCAUCUUAUUCUACAGUCACAGUAACAAGCAAAAAAUACAGAGCAAGUGAAAAAGGAAGGACAAGACGGACAGAGGAGGUGAGUGCAAGGGAAACGAAGAGAUACUUCUUCCAGAAAGACUUUCAGGACAAUGAUCGAUACACGAAGAGCAGACAUUAGUAUGAUGAUUUUUACGUCUUUUCAUGUGUACAAUGCACGAUGCAUGUAGGUACAGGGGGCGGACACAAAAAAGGAAAACUUCUACAAUCCCGAUGUAAUCCAACACCACCGCUCUGCAAUAAUCUGACCUUUGAGAAGCUUACAUGUCAGCUUUUGUGAAGACUGUCAGAGGUGAGGGAUUGGAUUAACUCUAAGGUAUCUUUUUUUUUUUUUUUUUUUUUUUUUUUUAUUGUGUUACAUGUUACAUAGUUUAAAUAUGUUAAUAUUGUGUCCACACCCUCUCAACACUGUGUGUGAAGGGCUCCUUACCUAAGUAUUCACAUCCCUAGCAACAUGAUCAAUAGUCCAUUUUGUUCCAGUGGAGGUGAGUGACUCAUCCAAAGGACAGACGUCAACAAGUCAUAAUCCUCUAUCAGCUUGCAAGUUAUCCACAUCUUUUUUUUCUUCUUUUUUUAAAGACUACAGAAAUAAAUGUAUGACCCCAAAACUUUGCUUGCAAACUUGUUAAAUACAUUAUUGACAUUUUCUUCUUUAAUUUGAUCUUUUGCCCCAGCAUGGCCUUAGAAUAGAGAGGUCCCUCUGGUCCACAUCAACAUAUGUGAGCGACUACUGGUCAGAUUGCCAUGACAUUUACUGAGUACACGACGUAAUGAUACCAUCCGGACAAAUCUUUAUUCCCACUACUGGUCAAGGCUCUAAGAAUAGCUAAACAGUCAGCAUGUUUGUUCUGCCCAAUAGUAUCGCUGCGUGUAAGAUACAUUGCAGCCUCUAGGUGUUACUACUGGGGCUUUAGACUUACUUUCAUCAAUUAAUGCUACUUACUUACGGCUUACGCCAUACAUUUGUUAAUCAAACGAUGUAGUUUUAUGUAAAAGCAAUACCAAAGCAGCAGUAAUUGGUCUGUUUUAGACGUUAAAGCUGCAUACAAAGUUAGUACAUGCUUGUUAGCUAUGAUAAAUAAUGAGCCAGACUGGAACAGCCCAUUAUCCACAGCUGGAGGAAAGGCUGAAGAUAAUCAAUGUAUGGAUGAAAGCAGAAGGGGGGGAGACAGGAGGAUACAGUGCCUUACUAAGCCAGGCGUGAGUUUUGCAAGCUGGAGGAAGAGAGGAAUGUCAGAAAGCUUCACAUAUACAGUAUAUAAUGUAAAGAUGGGUGGGUGUCUAUGCAGAACAGAAACAUGCGAGCACUAUAGGAAAGUAGAACUAGAGAUGGAAGGAGGAUGGAGAGAGAAAUGCCCUCAGGACUUUGUUAUUGGAAAUAUAAGAUCUCACUGGGCCUUAAGCAGUUUUGGUGCCGAAAUAUAACAUUUGAAAUAAUUUCAAAUUUCAGUUGCGCUUGCUUUAAAGCUUUAUGCAGUGCAAAAAGGGUGUUACAAUAAAAAAUAAAAAAAUAAAAAUAUCAUUUAAUCAAUUCUGUUUGGUUGCGUAGUACUGUCAGAUGAUCUUUAAGUUGUCUUGUGAAGUUCUAGGUAGUCAGAUUUUAGUUUAAAAUGACAGCAGCAGCAGAUGAGGUCACAUCUUGACUGGAAAUUGAGUGGAAACGUCCGACAGCAGAGGUGGCGUGUGGCCCUAGUGGUACCUUCCGUCUGAGAGUUGAGGCUCUUAUUACAAAGCUCUGCUGAGUACGGUAUAGUGCCACUUGUCCAGGUCCGAUGGCCUCUUCCUUUUUCUGAAAGCAUUUCAUUUUGAAAAUUUUCGUUUUGGUUGGCUCCAUAUCCACUCAUAGUUGCCAGUUUAGGUACACCCAUCUAAACUAAUGCAGUCUAAUCCAACGGUCCUGCAAUAAUUCCCACUUUAAUGAAGGUAAUGAUCUGAUGUUGAAAGAGCUUUAGAGAAAUAUUGAUUCUGCUGUUUGUGGUGCUGUUUUUUUUGUUUUGUUUUUUGCAUUUUAAUAUUAAAUCUACUCCUAAUCUUUACAUAAACGGGUGGAUAAAAUAUUAUAAAUGCUUCUGCAUCUAGGUGGGCCUAAUAAAGCGGCAACUAAGUGUGGUUUACACAUUUCUGAUGCUGCCAUAUUGUCACUUUAAAGAUGGAUCCAUCGUGUUAGCUUAUCUUCGUGUUGGUACACAGUGCUGCAGACACACAUACUGUAUACAUUCUCGUGCAAUAUAGGAGUCAACAUCCAUCAUACAUGUUAAUACGUUGGAUUAAAUGCUAUUUUUUGUCCUACCCUGUUUUAAUUGUAACACCCCCCACUGCAAGGCAGGCAGAUUAACUGGCCGUGUUAAAAGUGGAAGAAAGUGCCAACCGUCCAUAGAACACAUUUCAUUCUCAAAGUUUCACCUCGUAGGGUUUGGGUGCACAGACAAGGGCCGGGCGAACAAUUUUAGAAAAUUAUAAUCAGAAACAAAUUGAUCCAUUCAAAAAUUGUUUAUUCAUUUUAUUUUUCAACAGCUUCAUUCCUCAGUGAUAGGUGUGUGUUGAUUGAAUAAAUGGCAAAUGUUCAACAAGCAUUCAAAUAAGGAUUGUUCAUCUGAAGUUUAUUAAUGUAUUGAUGAUCUUAUGCAAUACAGCAAAAAGCUCUUUUUUUGUAUUGAUGUUCUCCAAAAAAAGUAUCUAAGAAAGAAAUGCCAUUGCAUGUUUAUUAUGCAGAAUUAAUUAACAAGUAUAACAAAGACACUAAAUCUAUGUCACCCAUAAAUUGUUUAAUAGGAUUAUUUAAGAUAAAUUAAGAUUUCUGUAUUAUUGUAUUUAAGUGUUGUGGGCUUCAUUGUAUCUCUUCAAGUCAUUUGCCACUAGUGCAUCCCUCAGAAAAAAAGUGGCUCCUGCUUUUCUCUCACUUAAUCAUCUCUGUUUUAAUAUACUAUAAGUCAAAUGUUUGUUUAGGUAUCAUUUGGUUUUAAGCUCAAGCAAUAGCCCUUCAGGGAGUGUACGGGAGACUGACCAUUGUAAAUUGCAAACAAAGGCAAAACAAAUAAAAGCUUGCUUAACUUUG